CUUCUGCUUCCGGCGCUGAGUGAGAGCCCGUUCAGUGAAGAUGGCGAGCGGAGGGGUCUCUGUGGCUUCGCUGUGGACUGAAGUGAACCGCUGCGGGCAGAAUGGAGACUACACAAGAGCCCUGAAAGCUCUGACUAAAAUUUUGCACGAAAACAGAGAUGAUGUGACGGCCCUUCAUUGUAAAAUAGUUUGCCUUAUUCAGAAUGGCACCUUCAAAGAGGCGCUGAAUGUCAUGAACACUCACUCAAAGCUGCUCGGCAGUGAUGUUGUGUUUGAGAAGGCGUACUGCGAGUACCGGCUGAACAGAGUAGAAAGUGCCCUGAAGACCAUUGAGGCUGCCCCUGAGCAAACAGACAAGCUGAAGGAGCUCUACGGUCAAGUGUUGUACAGACUGGAGCGCUAUGAUGACUGCAAGUCCGUCUACACAGAUCUGAUCAGGAACUCCCAGGAUGAGUAUGAGGAGGAGAGGAAGACCAACCUGGCUGCUGUGGUGGCUUCUAUGAGUCAGUGGGAGGAUGCUCCAUUGGAGGAUCUAGGUCUUCCAGAGUCUACGUAUGAGCUGUGUUACAAUGCUGCCUGCGCUCUGAUUGGCCAAGGACAGCUUACAGAUGCCUACAAUAAACUACAACAAGCAGAGGAGCUGUGCAGAGUCUCGUUGGCAGAUGAUUCUGAUGUGACUGAGGAGGACAUUGACUCGGAGCUGGCUGUCAUCCAUUCUCAGAUGGCUUACGUAAUGCAGUUACAAGGUCGGACAGACGAGGCGCUGCAGCUCUACAACCAGGUCAUCAAGCUCAAGCCAUCAGAUGUGGGGCUGCUUGCUGUGACUGCCAACAAUAUCAUUACAAUAAACAAGGACCAAAACGUGUUCGACUCAAAGAAAAAGGUGAAGCUGACAAACGCUGAAGGUGUUGAAUACAAGCUAGCGAGGAAGCAGCUGCAGGCCAUUGACCUCAACAAAGCCCUCCUGGCCAUGUACACUAACCAGGCUGACCAGUGCAGGAAACUGUCAUCCAGUCUUCAGUCUCAGAAUCCGAGUCACCCACGGCCGGUCCUCAUCCAGGUUGCUCAGCUGUGCAGAGAGAAGCAGCACAGCCGGGCCAUAGAGCUACUUCAGCAAUUCUCAGAGCAACAUCCAGAGAGUGCAUCUGGCAUCAAACUGACAAUGGCACAACUCUAUUUAGUACAAGGUCACGUAACAAAAGCUUGUGAUGUCCUACGGUCAAUUGAAGAGUUCAAGCACAAAUCAGGGAUGAUUUCCGCUCUGGUAACGAUGUACUCCCACGAAGAAGACAUUGACAGCGCUAUUGACGUUUUCAAACAAGCUAUUGAACACUACCAGUCUGAACAGCCCGGAUCUGUUGCACACUUGGCACUUGUACGAGAAGCUGCCAAUUUCAAACUGAAGUACGGACGGAAAAAAGAAGCCAUUAGUGAUCUGGAGCAGCUGUGGAAGCAAAACCCCAAGGACAUCCACACACUGGCACAACUCAUCUCGGCGUAUUCUCUGGUGAACACGGACAAAGCUAAAUCCCUCAGCAAACACCUACCAUCGGCAGACACGAUGGCCUUCAACGUGGACGUGGAUGAGCUGGAGAACUCCCACGGAGCGACCUAUGUCAGGAAAAAAGCCGCUAAGGUCACAGGAGAAAAUCUUCCCAAAGAACAAGGCCAAGGCGAGAUCAAAAAGAAGAGGAAGAAAAAGAAGGGCAAACUGCCCAAGAACUGCGACCCCAAAGCGACCCCCGACAUCGAGAGGUGGCUGCCCAUGAGGGAGCGUUCCUACUACAGAGGCAAGAAGAAGGGGAAGAAGAAGGAGCAAAUAGGAAAAGGCACACAGGGAGCGACGGCAGGAGCUUCAGCCGAGCUGGAUGCCAGUAAGACAGCCAGUAGCCCCCCUACCUCCCCCAGACCAGGGUCUGCAUCCGGUUCAACUACAGCCCCCGCCAGCAAUGUGGUCCCGCCUCGACAGCAGAAACCUGCAGCCUCGGGGGCCACACGCAAGAAGGCACCACAGAAGAAGAAGAAGGGUGGAAAAGGAGGCUGGUAGUCGGAGGGAAGCAACACAUGAGGCAGAAGGGGCGCCACAGGAGACACUGAGUGGCUGAGACAUCACCAAGAAACCAUAAGCUUUUGUCUUUUUUAUGUCAAUUUCACUUUUUUGUUCUGGCCAUUUAAAACCAAAAGCUCCCCUUUGCUCUUCUUUGUCAUUAAUUUGUUUUAAUGUUUUUUUAAAGUACAGAAGAGAGAAUAUUUAAAGGACAGUUCUACUGAAAUCAGCUGUAAGUUGCUCUGCAAAAGCAGAUGUUUUUUUAAAGCGUUUCUGUUUUUACUUUGUCACUUUUGACCUUCUGAGAUCACAGUAAAAUGAACUAAAGGAAACUGCAGAUGUUGCCACUACAUAUUUUUUUCACCAAUGGUCAGGAGAAUGAAAACCUCCUUGUUCUGAACUGUUACCUGGCUGUGCUGUUCUAUCAUUAUAUGCCAAGUGCACAUCUGUAAUCUAUACUAAAAUGUGAUUAUUCAAUGAGGUUUAAAUGAAAUCCAUAAAAUCAUGUCAUCAAGGCCAUGUUGUGGGACCUUACAUUUUCAUUUUGGCAAAACCACAGAUCAGUUCCAGCAGUUUGGGUAAAAUAAACUGCUUUUGCAAAGUGAUUUGAAGUUCAGUUUUGGGAGAAUCAUCCUUAAUAUUUCUUGGGUCUGAGUAUCAGGAUGUCAUACGUCGUACUCUGGCUGUUUGCUUCAUGUUCCUUUUAAAUUGUCCCUUUUCUUUCAAUCAGCUACAAAGAUGCAAUGUUAAAGAGAUAUUUAUUUUUCAGUCCCUGUGUUGGUCUAAAUUCGAGCAAAAAUCAUUUUAAUUCUUGAAUUAAAUUUGUCAGAUGCAUGUUUAUCAUGUUUCGGAAAUGAGGAAAGCGACCAAACAGGUGUCCCAUUUUUGUUAAGUCUUAAUAAAAUUCUUCACAGUGA
Dicentrarchus labrax (European seabass) is the source of this 2964-nucleotide messenger RNA. RefSeq names its product signal recognition particle 72 (gene srp72). Gene Ontology annotation, biological process: SRP-dependent cotranslational protein targeting to membrane. Gene Ontology annotation, molecular function: protein binding; 7S RNA binding; ribosome binding. Bases 41 to 2047 code for a protein of 668 amino acids. The record is from RefSeq and is a predicted model, not a curated record. The transcript has 19 exons. Gene Ontology annotation, cellular component: signal recognition particle, endoplasmic reticulum targeting. NCBI's taxonomy places the organism in Eukaryota, Metazoa, Chordata, Actinopteri, Moronidae.